AUGUUGUUUCAGAGUUUAUCACAGUUUGAAGAUCAGAACCAUCAUAAGAUAGACGAUCAGCAAUACAUUCAUAUCAUACGAAUCGGAAGUUUUAAAAUGGAUGAUAAAUGGAGAGAAGCUGCUCCAGUUAACGAUAUUGAAGCAUCUUCAUGGAUCAGGAUUUUCAGAGCAUUUGACACAGAUCACGAUGGCUUGAUUCAAUGUGAAGAAAUGCAAAAAACCAUCAGAGAUAGCACUUAUUCUUUUGGUUUCGAUCAUUAUGAGCUCCAGAAAAUGUCGUUGUAUCUAGAAAUGAGAGAAGGAAAACCGGUGGAUUUCGCGGAUUUUUGUUACUUGAUGAGUAAGUGCAAAGGGUAUCGUCUUCGAGAAUACCUAUUCAAAGCAGCUCUCACAGUCACCCCCCGGAAUCAAAGAAUCCAUGUGUUCAGUGAGCUUCAGAGAUACAAAUGUGUCCCUCCUCCACUUUUUUUGAUACUUGUUUCAAUUGUUCAAUUGGCGCUUUAUCUGUACUAUGUGAUUGAUUCAUCUGAAGGUGUUUGGCUAUCCGGUCCAAUUCCAACACUUUCUCCACUAAUUGUUUCCCCGUUUCAUUUAUCAGAGCUCUGGAGAAUGGUCACCUAUUGUAUUAUCAAUGUGGGAAUUUUUCAUGUCAUUUUCAACAUUAUCAUUCAACUGGCAAUCGGUGUUCCGUUGGAAUUGGUCCACACAUGGAGAAUUUAUAUUUUGUAUCUGAUGGGCGUUCUUUUUGGAUCCCUUCUAUCUCUUGCCCUUGACCCGACAGUUUUUCUUUGCGGUGGAGCAUCUGGUUCAUUUGCGAUCAUUGCUUCUCAUCUGACCACCAUUGUCACCAACUUCCGUGAAAUGGAAAGUGCCACUGUACGGCUACCUCUUCUCAUUAUUUUUGGUGCUCUUGACUACGCAUUGGCAGUUUACCAACGAUUUUUUGCUCUCAGAAUUGAUAAAGUAUCGAUGUAUGGACACAUCGGAGGACUUGUCGCUGGAAUCCUGUUCACUUUCAUCCUGUUCCGUGGUUCAAAACCAUCUCGUUUCUAUACUGUAUCUUUUUGGGUGUGUCUUGUACUUUCUGGAUUUUAUAUCGCCAUUUGUAUUGCUCUUAUUGCUGCACCCAAUAUGCUACAUUAA
Molecule: messenger RNA, 1143 nt
Organism: Caenorhabditis briggsae
Lineage: Eukaryota; Metazoa; Nematoda; Chromadorea; Rhabditida; Rhabditidae
Gene: Cbr-rom-2
Product: Protein CBR-ROM-2
Exons: 6
Coding region: 1-1143 (380 amino acids)
Cellular component (GO): membrane
Molecular function (GO): calcium ion binding; serine-type endopeptidase activity
Source: RefSeq, a predicted model, not a curated record